Molecule: messenger RNA, 1452 nt
Organism: Penaeus monodon (black tiger shrimp)
Lineage: Eukaryota; Metazoa; Arthropoda; Malacostraca; Decapoda; Penaeidae
Product: putative protein DDB_G0292252
Source: RefSeq, a predicted model, not a curated record
GUAUGCCUUGCCUCCUGGCGACGGGGAGUAUGGUCGGCGCUCUGAUCAAAAGCCUUAUCGAAGUCUCCCCCUCCAUCUUUCCGCCCCAACCUCAUCGCGAAGUGCUUCCCUCGAGAGCGACUUCCUUCGAUUACAACUCCCCUGGAGGAUGGACGAAGGAUGCGAGGGAGAAGGAUGAACUCUCGACGUGGACGGAGGCCGAGAAAGCUCUGAGGAGGGGUCCCCGCUGCGCAAAGACGGGUGGCGGCGUCAACGUCUUCGCCCUCAUGAGCUCGGUCAUCAUGACGGUCCAGCUCAUGAUCAACGUCGUCAACAACGUCAAUAGUAAUAAUCUGAACAUGAAUAUGGUGAUGGCUACGAUGCAGACCAACUCCAACAGCAACAGCGCAGGACGUCGGAGCCUGCCAGUCGUCCUCCAGGGGUUCCUUCAGCGUCGUCGGAGAUCCCUGCAGGAGCCCCAGUGUCCUUGCGACCUCCCGUGGACACAGCCUCGCGCCUUGCAAAGGUCCUCGUGUCAUGACCUCUUAACAUGUUCAUUGAGGCUCGCUGGAAGGCACGAAAGACUCGAAGAAGGAGCUGGAGUGUCGCCUUUGGGACGCUUCUCAUCGCGGUUCGUUGGGCUUUACUCUAGAAGGUUUCUCAAGCUCUUAAAUCAUGAGGCCGAGAGCUCUAGUGGGAGGAGCUGCUUGAAUUAUAUUCCAGAAUGCAUCUUAGCGAGUUUAUAGAUCAUUAUUUGGGUUUAUUUGAUAGAAUAUUCUCAUAAGGACGUGUAGUUCAUCUCACUCGGCCACUGGGUCAAUAUAUAGCCCGUGCUUCGGUAAGUGCAAGGUAAAUCGUACUUUCUGCCACCAUCCAUAAAGUCGAAAUUGCAGAAACACGAAGACUGAAGCGUAAAAACGCUGAAUCACGUCUUCACUAGAAUGAGUUGAACACAGUCUGAGAAAUGUUGCUGUGGCGUGAGGUGCGAGAGAGAACAGGCAGUGUCGUCUGUGGCUUUUCGAACAUGGUUUAGGGACCUCGAGUGGUACUUGUCUUCACAAUACGAGAAAAGGAGAUUAUCGCCAGAGCUUCCCACCAUAAGGACAUAUCAGGAGAAGUCUUAUUGUAAGUUAUGCUGUCCAAAGCACCUUCGGGGAACCACCAAUAGGAAAAUUCCUUUUCCAAAGAAUUAAGUUUACGGAAAAAUUAAUAACACAUCAUCUUCCUCUCUGUUCUCAUCAUGUCCUUGGAUCUCCACGGCGCUCUCGUUCCUGCGACCGACGCCCUCGCCCCGUCCUCCAUCCUGAGCGGGGACUUCGGCGCCCUGGAAGCUGUAAGUGGACUUCCUCCUUCAUUACAGCACAGAGGGUCGCUUGCAAGCAUGCAAGGAGAAGAAACGAGAAGAUGGUUGCAAGGGCAAGGCACUGAGGCGGAAGAGGAGUACGAGAGAAGGAGGAGAGGAAGGGCAGAAGA